UCCAUCUAGGGUUGCUUCCCAGGCCAUCACACGGUCAAUUAAGCAACAGUUUUUAAGUCCAUGGCCUACUUGGGGAGCAAUACCUGAUGACGACAGAAAGCCAUUCUGGGAGCGCUUUCAGAUGAAGGUGCAGUGGAAACCUGAACAUGAAACACAGAUACACAGAAAUUUCCACAUGAAAGCAUCUCAUCGGCUUCAGAGAUGUUUAGGGAUGCCCGCAAUGCAGGAGAGCGCCCUUACUAGCUGGGCGAACAAAUUUGGAACUCUUUACUGGCUCAUUGGAAUACAAUAGAGUUUCGAAAUAAGUGUGCCAAGGCGCAGAGAAACAGAGCAUCUGAAAAAGGGUGGCACCCUGCAUACUGGUGGGUCGAUAACCAUUCAUGAGCAUGCCAUUCGUAUGGCACAAGCUCUGGGACGGGCGGUCCAUGUUGAUGAGGUCUUUGCACAGACUCAUGUAAGGAAGGGAACUAAUCAAUUCAUUGAUGAAAGAUCUCGGAAGACUCAUGAAGAAUUUUCUACGAGACUUUCACAGGUUAGAUCUGAACAUGAGUCAGCUCCUACACCGGAUGAUGGCAGUAAUGCAGAAGAUGACAUCCGUAGGACACAGUGCUGGGUCGACAUCGUUGGUGGGAAGAAAAAGGGACGAGUGUACGGUGCAGGACAACUUGCUGCAAACUAUACAACGUCGAGAGGAGGUACUCUGAAGCACCAACCUUCUUCUUCCACCACUGCUCCUGACGAGGUCAUUCUCCGCCUCACGCAGGCACUAGAGCAACAUGACCAGGAAAUCACUGAUCUGAGAGCAGAGUUUACAAACUUUAAGGCCAUGGUCAUGAGAGUGUUGCCUCAAACUUCAGAGGAUGAAUUCAAUAUCCCUCCGACCCAGCCACGACCCUCCUUGUCACCCGCUGCCUCUCAACAGCCCACAUCAGUCCAACCCUCAUCAGUCCAACCUUCAUCAGUCCAACCUUCAUCAGUCCAACCCACACCAGUCCAGCCAUCAAUAGAGGAGCAGGAUGAUGAAGAUCAUUCUGAUGAUAACUAUGUACAUUAUUAGUUUCAUUUUGUUAUUACUUGUUAUACAAACAUUUCGAUAUUAGAACAU
Vigna umbellata (rice bean) is the source of this 1105-nucleotide messenger RNA. The record is from RefSeq and is a predicted model, not a curated record. NCBI's taxonomy places the organism in Eukaryota, Viridiplantae, Streptophyta, Magnoliopsida, Fabales, Fabaceae.